UGUCUGCAAAUCGCGAAGAAACGAGCUAUCAACAACCACUGUAACAGUCUGAUUCGCUUCCUCGCUGGAGCUCCGACGAUGGAGCUAGCGUUACAGGCGCCGGCGACUCUUCCCCGGAGCAAAUUCCACACUCCUCCUUACUCCUAUUCUAACGCUAUCUUCACUUCCCGGCCCGAGAAGCAAACCUCAUUCUCUCAAUUUUCCCAGAGCAUUUUCCGAGAAGCCCACUCCCCAUUCCGAUUCCGACCCAGAACGCGGAGUUCCGUGUUGAAGGACCAAUUGGUUAGCAUUAGCGAUGAUGAGUUCGUUGAAGAAGGAGAAAUAGAUGGGGAAGAGACGAGCUCUUCGUACUCCGAUGAUGAGCCAUCGUUCUUGUCUCUUAAUGAGAAGCCUGAUAGGAAUUUGACGUUGCUCGACGACUACGAGAUGGAGGAGCUUGGAUAUGCCUGCGACCGUAACCAUAGAAGCGGAUAUGUGGCUCUGCUAGGGAAGCCGAAUGUUGGGAAGAGUACUCUUGUAAACCAAUUGUUAGGGCAAAAGCUCUCCAUUGUUACGGAUAAACCUCAAACGACGAGGCACCGGAUUCUGGGUAUAUGUUCUGGGCCAGAGUAUCAGGUGAUACUUUAUGACACACCUGGUGUCAUUGAAAAGAAAAUGCACAAAUUGGAUUCCAUGAUGAUGAAGAAUGUGCGCAGCGCCGCCAUUAAUGCAGACUGUGUUUUGGUUGUCGUUGAUGCAUGUACAGCGCCUCAAAAAAUUGAUGAGGUGUUGGAAGAAGGUGUCGGAGACCUCAAAGAAAUGCCUCCCACCUUGCUGGUUUUGAAUAAAAAAGAUCUGAUCAAACCAGGUGAAAUUGCAAAAAAACUUGAGUGGUUCGAGAAAUUUACUAAUGUUGAUGAAGUUAUACCUGUGAGCGCCAAGUAUGGCCAUGGCAUGGAAGAUGUGAAGGAAUGGAUACUUUCGAAACUCCCUCUUGGGCCAGCUUAUUAUCCAAAGGACAUAGUCAGUGAGCAUCCAGAAAGGUUUUUUGUUUCUGAAAUUGUCAGAGAAAAGAUAUUUAUGCAAUACCGCAAUGAAGUUCCUUAUGCAUGUCAGGUGAAUGUGGUGAGCUACAAGAGUAGACCAGGUGCAAAAGAUUUUAUUCAAGCGGAAAUUGUUGUGGAGAAAAAUUCUCAGAAAAUCAUUCUCAUCGGGAAGGAAGGAAAGGCUCUGAAACUCCUCGCGACAGCGGCUCGCCUCGAUAUAGAAGAUUUCUUACAGAAGAAAGUCUAUCUCGAGGUUGAAGUUAAAGUGAGAGAAAAUUGGCGGCAAGAUGAAGGGCUCUUGAAGCACUAUGGCUAUGAAGGAAGAAUUCAAGCAUUGUAGUGUUGGAGAAUGAGAUGGACUUAUUUGUUAGGAAUCUGCUGACAAGUAGUAAGAUGGUUAGUGGUAUCAAUUGUGUAACUUUGUAGAUUUUUUUCCCAUCAAUUGAUUGUGAUUUUGUUUGGGUGUCAUAAA
Messenger RNA from Momordica charantia (bitter melon), 1497 nucleotides. RefSeq names its product GTP-binding protein Era-like protein. Lineage: Eukaryota; Viridiplantae; Streptophyta; Magnoliopsida; Cucurbitales; Cucurbitaceae. Gene Ontology annotation, molecular function: rRNA binding; ribosomal small subunit binding; GTP binding. Gene Ontology annotation, biological process: ribosomal small subunit assembly. The record is from RefSeq and is a predicted model, not a curated record.